Messenger RNA from Leptomonas pyrrhocoris, 1173 nucleotides. Its product is annotated as putative short chain 3-hydroxyacyl-CoA dehydrogenase. Lineage: Eukaryota; Euglenozoa; Kinetoplastea; Trypanosomatida; Trypanosomatidae. Gene Ontology annotation, biological process: fatty acid beta-oxidation. Bases 259 to 1173 code for a protein of 304 amino acids. The record is from RefSeq and is a predicted model, not a curated record. The transcript has a single exon. Gene Ontology annotation, cellular component: mitochondrion. Gene Ontology annotation, molecular function: (3S)-3-hydroxyacyl-CoA dehydrogenase (NAD+) activity; NAD+ binding.
AGACACGACACGACGUCUCCCCACGACAAGGUGAAAAACAAACACGAACACGUUUGCACACGAACAACGCGGCUAGGAACCACACACUUCGUGCAGAAGGAUCACGGUGCUUCAGAGCUUUACCUUGAUACACUUCAUCUGAAACAAUAUAUAUAUGUAUUUAAUUCUCUCAGUUCCGUCUCUUCGCGGAAAGUGACUGCCUCCUCUCGCACAUACAUACAUAUUCCUCUAUCGUAGCUUUCAUCACUGCCCCUUCUCAUGCUCCGCUUUACCUCGUCGGCGCUCUUCAAGUCGGUGGCGGUGUGGGGUGGUGGCACGAUGGGCAGCGGCAUCGCCCAGGUCACGGCCCAGGCCUCCAUCCCGGUGACGUUGGUGGACGUCUCGCAGGCCCGGCUGGACGCCUCCCGCAAGGCUAUCGAAAACACGCUCCUGCGCGUGGCAAAGAAGCAAUGCAACGGCGAUCAGGCAAAGAUGAAGUCGUUUGUCGACAUUGUCGUGUCCCACAUCACCUUCACAACCGACGAGACGUUGGCCGCUGCGGGGGCGGAGCUGGUCAUUGAGGCGAUCGUAGAGAACAUCGACGCCAAGAAGGAGCUCUUCAGCCGGAUCGACAAGAUGGCCCCCAAAUCGACGGCGUUCUGCUCCAACACGUCGUCGCUGAGUGUGAAGGAGUUGGCGGCCGCGACGACCCGCAAAGACCGCUUUGCCGGUGCGCACUUCUUCUCCCCCGUGUCGAUGAUGAAGCUGGUGGAGGUGGUGCGGACGGAUGACGUGAAGCCGGAGGUGAUCGAGCAGCUUGUGUCGUUUGGCAAGGUUAUCGGCAAAGCGCCCGUUGUCGCCAAGGACACGGAGGGCUUCAUUGUGAAUCGGCUUCUGGUGCCGUACCAACUGGAGGCGUGCCGCCUCGUGGAGCGCGGCGUGGCCACCUUCCAGGACGUGGACAUCGCGAUGAAGUACGGCUGCGGAUAUCCGAUGGGACCGUUUGAGCUGUGUGACAGCGUGGGCAUUGAUGUGCUGAAGUUUAUUGUGGAUGGGUGGCACAAGCAGUUCCCGGAGGAGCCACUCUUUAAGCCGUCCAAGCUGAUCGACGAUGCUGUACAAGCGGGCAAGCUCGGUAAGAAGACCGGUGAGGGCUUCUACAAAUACGACAGUAACGGACGCAGAGUGGAAUAG